GCUCAGCGACGCGUCGUGUGCUGCUCUGCUGUCAACAGCACCGGAGAGCAGGUGAAUGCCGGCAAAACAAACUUUCUGCCUGCUCAGCACCUACAGAAGCGACACCGGACUUUUAGAAGUUUGAAGACAAGCUCUCGUCAUCGAUAGGAUUAGUUUGAGUCCCAGUCUCCCAAGUGCACCAACAGGGUAGCAAGCCAUGGCAACUGUAGUGCCCAAACUCUCCAGCGCUGGGGUUGUGAAGAUCCGUUUCACCAGUCUGGACCUGGGCACCACCAGGUGGAAAGAAGGGACGUUUGAGAUUUUGGAAAAGGACAAUAAAGUUAACCUCUGCCUGAGAUUCAACUGUGGAGGAGCUUCCAAAACUUUCCAGCUGAACCAGAACGUGAAAAAUAUUAGCCAGAGUGUCAACCGCAUCGUCCUGACUCUGAAGGAUAACAGUGUCAUCACGCUGGACAAGAUGCCUCCACCUUUGGUUCAGAAGACUAAAGAAUACCUUGAAAAGCUGAAGCAAGGAAAGCCAGUUUUAAAAUCAUCCCUCGGAAGUGCCAACUUCAGUGUGCUCGGGAACAGAUCUGUGAAAAAUGAGGCCAACCCGUCCGGGGAGAGACAGACGACACCGAGGCGGCAGAGCGCAGAAGGCCGGGAGGACACGACACCGAGAAAACCUCUCGGCAGCCCGAGCAGAGCGGCUUCCACUCCCACUCGCACAGGACUGUCUGAAAACAGGAGCGAGAAGAGAAAGCGACUCCUCACUCCUGAUAACGACCUCAGUGAGGAUUACCCAAAGGAAAACGACUCCUCGAGCAACAACAAGGCGACUUCUGACCCCUCCUCCAGGAAGUUUCUUCUGAGCUGCAAAGAAAAGCUGAAGCAGUCAGAGGAGAACAGGAGCUCAGCUCCUCUUGGGUCAACUCCCCUUCAGCCAUCAUCUUUCUACGGCAGCCGAUCUGUGACUAAAGACUACAGCCAGAGCCACUCUUUUCUGGACAGGCCAUCCAGUACUGCACAGACCCCCAUAGCCAAAAGGAGCCUCGUGCUACCAAACCACUCCACUCCCUUUAAGAAGGUACGACCCUCCUUGGACUAUGGUGGCUGGAACAAGCAGAGGCCCUCCACCCUGGCACAGCCUCAGGCUCCGCUGCAAGGAUUUUCCAACCUGGGCAACACCUGCUACAUGAAUGCCAUCCUGCAGUCCCUCUUCAGUCUCCCCUCCUUCUCUAAUGACAUGCUGAGGCAGAGCAUCCCAUGGAAGAAGUUGCCCAUCAAUGCCUUGCUCAGGCGAUUUGCUCACCUCAUGGUGAAGAAGGAUGUGGCCUGUCCAGAGACGAAGAAAGACCUUUUGAGGAAAGUAAAGAGUGCCAUCUCCUCCACAGCAGAGCGUUUCUCUGGAAACAUGCAGAAUGAUGCUCAUGAAUUCUUGAGUCAGUGCUUGGACCAGCUGAAGGAUGACGUGGAGAAGAUGAAUAAGAGCUUAACGAACGAGGCCACCUCCUCCUCAUCGUCUUCUGUGGUGGGUGAGAAUGGUCUGGAGGGAACGUCAUCGGCAGUCAAAGCAGAGCCUGGUGACGAAGCAGACACCUCGCGGAUCUACACCUGCCCCGUGGCAGUCAACAUGGAGUUUGAGGUGCAGCACACCAUCACGUGCAAAGGCUGUGGCGAGGUGGUGACCAAGCGAGAACAAUUCAAUGACUUGUCCAUCGACUUGCCGCGAAGAAAGAAGACACUGCCGCUUCGCUCCAUCCAGGAUUCCCUGGAUCUGUUUUUUAGGAUGGAGGAAAUUGAGUAUUCGUGUGAAAAGUGCAAUGGGAAAUCAGCGACUGUUAUGCACAAAUUUAGUAAACUACCCAGAGUGCUUAUCCUACACCUGAAACGGUACAGCUUUAACGCUCAGCUGUCUCUAAACAGCAAGCUGGGUCAGCAGGUCUUGAUCCCCCGAUACCUGACCCUGCUGCCCCACUGCACAGAAUCUACAAGACCCCCCAUCAGCCUUGGCUGGAGCCCUCAAGCUGCCUUGUCCAGAACACUUAAAACGUCACAGUUGGUCAACUCGUCCACAGCGCCUCUUCGUAGGAUCGUAGGGAAAACUUUCAACUCCAACUGUACCCCCAUCCUUGUGGACUCUGACUGCGAAGAGGGGCCUAACAGGAAGGUGAGCGCGAGCCGCAAGCGACGCCUGAGUAUCUGUCUGCCUGACGACGAUGAUCGCGCUGAAGAGAGGGGGGCAGCAAUCGAUUCAACAGACUUCAGUGGCAUCAAUGAUGAUGAAAUGCUAGCGGCUGUGCUGGAGAUUAGUCGCCAAGAGGCCGGGCUCUCUGCACCUCCUUCUCUGGAUGAUGAGCCGACAAGCAGCCCGGACACCGGGUUUGGGGACACAGAUGCACAUGACUUGGCCUAUCACGCAGAUCUGCUGGAAGCAGAUAGCAAACAGCCCGCAGAUGUGCUGGACUCCUUGGACCUGACCAUGGAUGAAAACAAGGAGAACCAAACUCCAGAGAGUGGUCAGCAGCAGGGGGAGCUGGACUGGGUCCAGCAGUACAAUCUGGAUCAGGAGAGGGAAGAACAGGAGCUGCAGCAGGCUUUGGCACAGAGCCUCCAGGAGCAUGAAGCUCAGGAGAUGAGAGAGGACGAUGAUUUGAAGAGAGCCACUGAGCUCAGCUUGCAAGAGUUUAACAACUCCCUGCCUGAUCUGCUGUGCUCGGAUGAUGACUCUGGCAACGAGGACGUGCUGGACAUGGAGUACACUGAAGCAGAAGCCGAGAACCUGAAGAGAAACGCGGAGAGUGGAGAGUUGGCCAACUCGUUCAGACUCAUCAGUGUGGUCAGUCACAUCGGGAGCAGCUCCUCCUCUGGCCAUUACAUCAGUGACGUGUACGAUAUGAAGAAACAUUCGUGGCUGACCUACAAUGACCUGGACGUGUCUCGCACGCAGGAAGCAGCCGUCCAGCGAGACCGUGACCGUAGCGGAUACAUCUUCUUCUACAUGCACAAAGAUGUGUUCGAGCAGCUAUCUGAGAUGGAGAGAUCUGGAGCCGGAAGCACCUCAGAGGCAGGACGGAAUGUCCUGCAGCCCCUCUGAGCGCCACGUCUUUGGACGCCCACCCACACUCAACCACAGCUGAUCCUGUUAGAUAAAGCUGCCCUGUGAAUCCUCCUAUACUACUGAUUGCCGUCCCUUUUAGAUAGCCUUCAGGCACUUCCUUUUUCCUCUACAGAUCACUAAAGGCCAGGAUAAAAAUAACACCUGAUGAUGGCGACACAGGGGCUGACCUGUCAAGACUCUUUCAGAUACCAGAAAUGCAGUUAAAAUGUUCCGUGGAUCAAUUUUUGCCUCUGUGUUUUUGGGGCUGGAGUCUUUCUUUGCUAUAAUUUUAUCAACUGUUUUGUAAGGUUUAAUUUUGUUGUUUCUUUCUUAAAGACUUUUCUUCAGACUUUUACUUCAAACUAUCAAACACUGGGCACUCCUGGUGCUUUGUAGAUUGUAUGUUUGCAGACCCCUUUAUUUCCCAUAUAAGCAAAAUAAAGAUAUAUUCUAUGUUGGAGUAUAAGCUAUUAUAGAAUUUAGAGGGUUGUUGUAUUUAGCGGGUACAUUUGGUGCAAUAUUUGUUACUGGCACAAACUGGUCCAUUCAAAACAGCUUUCUGUCCCACAGUGUGGAUGUUUUCCCAGUUGCUUUUUGUACUUCAUGUGCAACCUGAUUUUUUUUUUUUUUUUUUUGUGUGUGUGAUUAUUUCCAUAUUUUAGAGGUGUGAAAGAACGUGCAUUCAUUAAUAUUUAACUGAGCUUUUCUCAGUUGAUCACACUUUGUUGUUUGUUUGGGGUUUUGACCUUGUGCCUCCCAAGAAAAGUUUUAUAAAUAUGUGUAUACAAGCUUUACUUUGGAAAGUCGCACAACCUUGUUGUUUUUGAAUGUUUGUCAAAUCUGAAACGGUGUGCAAGUCAGAGUUUCUUCUAUAAAGCCAACAGAUUUUUAUAUUUAUUGCAUAUAGAAGGGGGUUGGUUUCUCUUAAUUAGCCCAAAAUAUGAGCCAAGGCAAAUGGAAGUCAUUACUACUUUAUAACCAGAGAAGAUACAGUACCUGUUGCAUAAUAUCUUUUAUUUCAUCACCUUUAGAACAAGUGUUAAGCAUUUAAAGUGCCCCUGUUAUGCUCAUUUACAUGGUUAAAGUGUAACUGUGGGAUUAAACGCCUUACUGUUCAGGGAAGGAACCCGUUAUCUGCUCCGUUUUAGUGCCUGUCCCUUCAAGGCAUCUGUCUUCUGCUCUGAUUGGUCAGCUGAUAACAUUAAUAUUCUCAGACUGACUGUUAAUAAAGCUGUAGCCAUGUUUGGAAGACGUUUUUACCUGUAAAUACAGUCGGAAUCACCUGUUUCUUUAUUUCAAAAUGUGCCAAACUCACUGCUACUAGGGCAGUACAUCGUGAUGUAGAUACGUUACGGCCUACAAACAAUGCCUUUCAGCAGCUCUGUGUUUUUGUUUUAAAGCAGUUUCACCCUACAACUAUUUAUUCAAUGAUGGAAUAAAUAAACAGUUAGUGUUGGAGAUGCUGGAUAUUUUCACUUCUGUUUGUCUUCUGGUCUAUAACUGUAGGGAGAUUUUUUUUUUUUUUAAAAAAAGCAUAAAAGGGGCACUUUAUUAACCAGUUCCUGUCAGGCAUGAAAUAUGUGGAAUAUUCUGUUUAUUACUGGGCACCGGCUGUGUAACUUUUAUUCUGUGAAAGGGGGAAAAAAAAGAGCUCACUCGUAAACAUGCUAUUAUAGACUUAAUCUGUACAGCAGAUUAUUCCCUCAAAUUAGCACAUGGCAUUAAUUUCUAAAAAUUAAAUCACUGCAGACAAAAUUUGACACAACUCCUGUCUUUAUAUUUGGGGAUUUUAGGAAGUGUGCACUGAUUAGCCAACUUCCUGUUGCACCACGCUGUGUUAAUUCUCCAGGUGUUUUAAUGUCUGCAUUGAUUGACGUUUCUUAAAUGCCUCUCUUGAACAUGCUGUCCCACACGCAGUGUAAAGAGCAUAACAUGUAUUAGUGAAGUGAGAAUGAACAGCUUUUUCUACCCUUCAUACACAACCGACUCUUCCUAAAGCAGAUUUUAAUAAAAUAUUCCAAUGAAAGAA
This is a messenger RNA of Neolamprologus brichardi, 5108 nucleotides long. It is a transcript of the gene usp37, whose product is annotated as ubiquitin specific peptidase 37. The record is from RefSeq and is a predicted model, not a curated record. Gene Ontology annotation, cellular component: cytosol; nucleus. Gene Ontology annotation, biological process: G1/S transition of mitotic cell cycle; protein deubiquitination. Gene Ontology annotation, molecular function: cysteine-type deubiquitinase activity. NCBI's taxonomy places the organism in Eukaryota, Metazoa, Chordata, Actinopteri, Cichliformes, Cichlidae.